CUAGCACAAUGGGAGACGGAGUCAUCUGCUUGGCCAUCCUGGAGUCGGGCGAAAGGAAAAAGUUGACUUUCCCAACCGGCGCCUACAGUGAGCUUGUGGCAGCACUGAAAAAUUUCACCGCUGUCGGCGACAGCACACUGAUACAGAUGUACGAUGCGGACUUCAAUGACUUUAUAGACCUUGAAAAGGAAACAAAAGCGGCCGACAAGGCCAAAAUGAAAGUUACCAGGAGAGUGGCCAUUUCUGCUGAUGAUACAAGCUCUCUCGACAACUGCUCUCUUGAUCUGCCAAGUGGCUCUAGUAUGUGCUCUCCUGGUGAGCAUGAGGUGGUUACCGUACCUUUGCAGAACAAGCAGGACUAUCUGGAAUUUAAACUCUCAAAUUUUGAUCCCUAUGAAAGGGUGCUCGAAAGUGGAACCCCCAUCAGUAGUUCGCUUCGGCGGUUUAUUGUCGGCAGACUCUUUCAAGAAUGCUACAAGACUGCAUGGUUCUUGGGUAUUCGGCAUUCGAAACAACUUCAAAAACUUGACAAAAAAGACCGAGUGGUGUACAGAGAGAAUGGAGGAGAUUAAAAGGAAGUUCUUGCACAAGUCUGCGACCACGACGUCUGUCUCCGACGAAGGCACAAGCGGCAGGAUCUCUCGCUUGUCUGACUGCAGCCACCUUGUUCACGGGGAGACUGCAGAGUCAGUGGAGAGGCACAGAGACUGGUUAAAUGUCAGUGCAUCAUCAUCUGAUGACGCAGAGCUCCGGCCGUGGCUUUUGGCAACAGCCAAAGCACGUCAGGAACAGCUGCAGACUGUUGGAUGUGGCAGAACCAUUACUUCUUUUUCCUUUUUUGUCAACUAAGUCAUCAGUAUGCUCAGAUGUGUUCUAUUAGAUGUACAGGGACUAAUAUUUUCUUUACUUCCAGCUGCUUAUGGAGUUCGAUAUACUCUUUAAGUGUGACAUCCUCCAUAACUAGGAAGCAGGACUAACCCACUUGUUGAAUGUCUUUCUGAAGAAUGGGAGCGAAGCGGAAAUGGCUGCUUUAUCAGCAGCUUUUGGUAAAUUUGGGCACUCAUUUACUUUUGCAUAUACUAUUAUGUUUACCCAGUGCAUUGGCUGCUGCAAUUUUAAUCAUGAUGGCGUGAACUGUCGCAAAAUAGUAGGUUUACACAAUGUCUAUACAGACCCUACUAGCACGAUUUUUGAAAUCCAGAUCUGCAAGUAGCAUUUUCUUAAGUAUAAGCUGUGGCUUUUCUGCUUAAGCAAUAUCUAGACAUUUGCUUUUUACGGAAGUUAUUCAAAUUUUCUGGUAAUGGCUUGGCAAAAAUGCCCUUACUUCUAAUGAAUGAUUGCCCAACCACGUAAGGUCUUGUCAUCAGUGUCCAUAGGUACCUGAUACAAAUUUAUAAUAUAGGCCUCUUGGUUAUGCAUGAUUCAUUGUGGUGCAUAAUUGAUUGUCCGAAUCCAUAUCCAAUAGUUUCGUGGAAAAUACAACAGCAAUGUGUAUCAGCAGCAUGACACUGUAUUGGCACAUUGUUUUUUUCUCAAUUUUAUUUCAGUAAUUUUGGCAUGUGGCAGUCGGCUGCUGUGGUACUAAGUAACUUUUAACCUAGGAACAUAGUGGUGCCUUAGCACAGAGCGGACACAAAAGAAGGGGCGUGCAAAAAUGUAUAACUUUCGAAUAAUCAAUCACACGGUGGCCUAUCCGAUUUUGUUUUCGAAUCAAAUAGUCGCUAUUCGUGAAUUAGAAUGUUUUUCUAGUACCUAUCGAAUAAUUCAUACUCUGAAGAGUCCUGUGCAUGUUAAGAAACUACUUGUUGGUUCUUACUGCUUCAUUUGUGCUUUCAAUAAACAGUCAUAACAUACUUUGUAAUGACAGAUAGUAGCACGUGAACAUUUUAUAUUGGUUUGAUAACGACUGUUCAUUAUUCAAAAACUAUUCAAUAUCCAAUUCGAUUGGCUAAUGGCACCAUUUGAUUCGUAUUAGAUUUGUUCUCAAAAAUGGCUAUUCACUCACCCCUACACAAAAGACAACCACAGCUAAUAUGUUGUGCCAUUGCAUACUUGUAUAAUUUUGUGUUAUUGCUUUGUGCCAGAGCACGAAAAUGAAUUUUUUCCAGUUAGCCUCAUUUUCACUUCUGUAACAUAACAAAUACUUUCACAUGCCACUUUUGGCUGCUGGCUGUUUUUCUGGAGUGCAACUAGUUAGCUUCCAAGUAACACAUUAGUAAGCUUUAAAUUCGCUAUAUAUUAGCGAUAUGCCACUAAAAAUUCAACGAAAUUUUUCAUUUCAAACUUCAGGACUCAUGGCCUCUUUGUUGCUGUCUUUACCCUUAAGGGAUGUCGUGAUGCGGCAUUGAAUUCCUUCGAACAAGACUUCAUAUGAUGUUCUUGAAUUUCUGUAUCAUUAAAAAUAUGUGUCGGCUUUUUGUGCUUGUCUGCCAUGCCAGAAAACGAGACAUGCUAGCCACCAGAUUUCGUCUGUUGCACUAUAUUUCGAAGUAUGCGGCUCAGCCAGUCUACAAUAUUCCAUAUUAGCAAGUUGUCCUUGGCACAGCACUUUGAAGAUCUAGAAGCAUUGAUUUAAGCAUAUUAUGUCUAUAGAGUCAGUUCAUACUACAGUGUUUAAAUUGCUUAUUGUUUUCUCUUUAUUAAGUUAGCUUGCAGGGUUGAGUGAAGUUGCAUGCUAGCUAAUGUGAAAGAACAAUAAGGCAGGAGAAAACUUCGUUUCAUUGGGAAUGUAAUAUAUUUUUCCUUGCAUAAUUCAGCCUUUCCCCACUUAUGCUCUUGUCCCUUCUGUGUCAAUACUAGCAGUUGGCAAAUGUGGUCUACAAUGUGAUGCAUGUAUCAUGAAAAGUUGCAAUGUUUCUUGCUUCCGUAAACAAGCACGUCAUUUUGCAUUUGCUUUUGCCCUUAAUUCCCUUUUGUCAUGGGUCGACUGUUGCAUCUCUGGAAUUGGAUGUCAAGGAAACCAUCGGACUCCACAUUCACAUCUUUGCUUAUGAGCUCCUCUAGCUAAUUCUUUAUGCAUCUACAGAUGUGAGCGAUAUAGUUCUUUCCACAAGUGAGAGGAAUGUAAUUUAUGAAAGACCAGGUGCAUAUUAUGCAUUUGUCCUUACGCAUGCUUUAUUUUUGCGUUUGAAGCAAGCAUUUCCUUCAGGCCUUCUCUUCCUACAGAGGCUUACUAACUAACAGCGCUGAAAGAGUGGGGCUAACAUUACUCCUUCCAACUAUCUCGUUUAAUGUGUGGAAAUCAUUUCACAUUGAGGAUGCCAACAGCAUUCCGCUUGUUAAUGGUGCUUGUAUUAUGCGAUUGCUGAGAAUUUCUUCUGAUUUUUUUUAAACAGGCCUCUGGUCACUGAUAGGAGCUCAUAGUUCCAGCCUAUCCUAGAUGUGCGCGUUGUUUAAAGCACUUGUGUGGGAAUUUCUACCAUGAUUUCUCAAUAUUUCCCGCUUAACACAAUUUGUAUGAAUGGAAUGAAAUGGUAAAAGUGGCUUACUUGUUCUAGGUUCCUAGGACCAAAUUUAUUCUGGUACUACAAACGUAAAGCAAGAAAGCAAGUCUUGCCAUAUCAUUUCAUGCAUAACAAACUUUGUAAAGAAACGAAUAGAAAAAAAUCUACUCAAAUACUCGUGCCCCAACCUUGUGCACAAUAGCUUCAGACAAGGUGCAGGUUUAGGCCACGUUUAGAGAUAACGAUACGCUGAUGUGAAUCCCCAGGAGACUGAAUUAAAAAGCACAAGAAAAGUUCUCAGCAACCGCAUCAUACAAGUGCCAUCGACGAGAGAGCUGUUAUCACCAACAUUGCAGAUUUCUGCCACAUAUCAGAAGAGAGAGCCUGAAGGAAUACCAUUAGCUUUGUUCUUUCAGUGGCUGAUAAGUUGGCAAGAUUCUGUAGAAAAGGCCUGAAGGAAGCAUUUUCUUGCCAUGCAAGAAAUAAAACAAAAACAAAUUCAGAACAAGCUAGAAAUAUCUCAACUUUCGGUGAUGCAUUCAUUAUUAGUAAACUCCCAGCAUGGCUACCAAAAAGAAAAAAAAAAAGAACUUGAAUACCUUUGUUUGAAUUAAACAACGCGCCUUCUAAUAAUUCAUUUGGCUUCGGAAGUGUUCACUGGUAGCUCCUGUUUUCUUUGUGCAUAACUAGCAAUAUACAGGUGUUCAUGAUGUCUAGAAAAAUAAAAUAUGUUGGAAGUUCGU
Messenger RNA from Dermacentor albipictus, 4186 nucleotides. The record is from RefSeq and is a predicted model, not a curated record. NCBI's taxonomy places the organism in Eukaryota, Metazoa, Arthropoda, Arachnida, Ixodida, Ixodidae.